This is a messenger RNA of Cygnus atratus (black swan), 1485 nucleotides long. It is a transcript of the gene SAMD3, whose product is annotated as sterile alpha motif domain containing 3. The coding region runs from base 1 to 1452 and encodes 483 amino acids. NCBI's taxonomy places the organism in Eukaryota, Metazoa, Chordata, Aves, Anseriformes, Anatidae. The record is from RefSeq and is a predicted model, not a curated record. Gene Ontology annotation, molecular function: protein binding. The transcript has 9 exons.
AUGGAAAGUUGGUCGGUUGAUCAAGUCUGCAACUGGCUCAGACAGAGGAAUUUAGGAGAACUAGUUCCUAAAUUUCGUGAAGAAGAAGUGAGUGGAGCAGCUCUUCUGGCUCUUAACGAUCGCAUGGUGCAGCAGCUGGUGAAGAAGAUUGGACACCAGGCAGUGCUAAUGGACCUGAUUAAUAAAUACCAGCAACAAAAAAAUGGGCCAGAACCCCUUACAUAUUACUGUGAAACAGCUUCUCCAAUGCUUCCAGCUAUCAGUGGAAGAAAUCUGAAAUCAUGUUCUGCAGGAUGUAAGAUGUUGCACUGGACAAGUUCUUAUAUGUUGCCAGCUUUUCCUUAUGAUGUCAAGAUUUUAUUAGCAGAAAAAAAAUGCCCUGAUCACAGUAUGAGAAUAAGGAUGAUUGAAUGUUUGCAAGCAGACAUGACAAAAUACCUAGCAGGAUCACUGUAUCCGAACAGCCAGCAAUACAACUUUGUUGUCAGUGCUUUGCUGCAGGCAUACCCGUUUCUGGAUGAUGAUGGGAAUGGCUUUUCGGUAUGGAAACGGGCCCUUAAAGAUCGUUUCAAAUAUGUGCGGAGAGCUAUUGAAGAUGAUGAGGAAGUUUUAAGGAACAAAUGCAAGUUUGGCCAGAGGCGAGGACAGGGGAGGAAAUCUUCAUCUGCUGAGAAGAAACCUUAUGACAUCAAAGUGCAGAAAGAGGAUGAUCCCGCUUAUCUUGAAGGUGAUGCAAUGUAUGCGAACAUUAACUGGCUGAAGCAAGAAUAUAUGAAAACUCAGAGAAACUGGAAAGAAGUGAAUGACAGAAUGAAUGCAACAAUACAAAUACGAAGGAAGAUGAUCAGUGAUAAGGCACCUUUACAAGACAUUCUUAGACUAUUUCCUUUCUUAAGAUGCCCUUAUCAGCUCUUUCGGGAGUUCCAGGUUCUUACACACACGAACGUUUAUCAGAAAACAGUUGAGAUUUUGGAGAUUUAUUCAGAAAACAUAUUAUCUUUGUAUCUGGUGAAGAAUAAUCCAAUUACCGUUAUGCUGCAAGAAAAUCUGAAACAACACACAGAGGAAGACAUUUUAAAAUAUAUGAAGAUGACUGCUGCAUGUUUACUUCUGCCAGAUGUCUUUGGAGAUGACUCGAGUCUGUUUGCUGCAGUAAACGAGGAGGUGAAGGUGGUGACACCAGUGUUGGAAGUUAAAAAUCCCUUCAAUGUGAAUUCAUGUGAGUUUGCUCUGUAUGUAGAAAAACAAGAGGUAGCCCAGCUUGAGGACUGCACCACAGCCCUGGCAGCACUGGUGGCUGCAUUUUACGUGUUUGAUAUCCCGUGCCCAAACAGAAUCUAUAGGACACUGAACUUCCUGGAGUCCCUGGUCUUUGAGAUGAGGUGUCCAGCAUUCCUCCCAGCUCAGGUAAAGAGGGGACCGGAGAUCCCUGAAUAUCCCAGUAUUUGCUAGUGUGCACAGCACUCGUCUCAGGAACAUUUUGUC